CCAAUUUCAUCCUAUCGGAAUUUACACAUAUCCUCCGUUCCAUGGGCCGUAGGUGUAGGACUUCCCGAUCGCGACUAGUCCGAGAUGGAUCGUGUUAGUAGUCUACCAGACGAUCUUAUUUUGAAUGUAAUGUCCUUCCUUACCACGAAGGAAGCUGCUUCGACAUCGAUUCUCUCGAAGAGGUGGCGCUAUCUAUUUGCAUAUGUCCGAGCUCUCGAUAUUGAUAACUCUGUCUUUCUUCAUCCUGAAGAGAAUAAACGGGAAAGGAAAGGGAUUCGACAGAGCUUUAUGGAUUUUGUGGAUAGAGUAUUGGCUUUGCAGGGUGAUUCUCCAAUAGACAAGUUCUCCCUCAGGUGUGAAACCGGUGUUGAUUCAGAUCGUGUGCAUCAGUGGAUAUGUAAUGUGCUGCAGCGUGGCGUUUUAGACAUUAAUCUGUCCAUCGAUUUGGGGGAAAUCGGAUACCUGCUCGUCCAAACUUUCAUUAGCACAAAUCUAGUUGAGCUGAAAAUAGCAAGUGGUUGCCAUAUUAAUUUUCAGCCUGGGCACAUAUCCUUACCUGUGCUGAAGACUCUCACUCUUGUUGAACCUGUUUUCUCUGAUAGUGGUCAGCUUCAGAGGCUGCUUUCUGCUUGCCCUGUGCUUGAGGCAUUAGAUUUGGCAUCUGUUCAUUGGUCGUAUAGGAAUGAGACCUUGUCAAGUGCAACCCUCAAGACUCUAACAAUUGUCUCUGCGAAAUCCUUAGAGGCCUUAUCAUUUGAUACACCGAAUCUUCUUUGUUUGAAGUACUCUGAGUUAGUUGCGCGGGACUUUCCGUUAGUCAAUUUGGGAAACUUGGUUGAGGCUCAUAUCAAGCUUGAUUGUAAACUCAGUCUACCAAGCUUCGGAUCUAAUGUGCCGAAGCUUUUUCGUGGCAUAUGCAGUGUUCAGAAGCUUUACUUAUCUCCUGGAGCUCUCCAGGUGCUUGGUCGAUCGUGUCAGGCAAUUCCGGUGUUUAACAACCUCACACUCUUAGAGAUUGAGAGUAGCAAGAAUGUAGCGUGGCAAGCAAUGCCGGUUCUCCUAAGAAACAGUCCACAUUUAGAAACUCUAGUCAUUAAGGGUGGUCUCGCACACAGUUUCACAAAUGAAUGCGGGGAUGCUUGUAACUGCAUUUCUCGGGAGGAGAAAGGUCGUUCGCUCGCAUCUUGUCCAGUGAAGAGGUUAGAGAUUCGAGGGUUUGAAGGAAUGUUAAAAGAUACGGAGAUGAUCAAGCACUUCUUGGACUAUUUUCCCUGCUUGAAGAUGAUGGAGGUCUAUGUUAAAGAUGGUCGUCCACGACACCUAGCCCCUAUAGCGUCGGAUUCUUACAACCACUUAUCGAGUCGCAAUGUCAGAAUCAAGGUGCACGACGAUUCCUUGACAUAGGUUGUGGACUGCACAAUAAAGUCUUGGGAGGAAAUUUUUAGUUUUUAGUUUUUUUUUUUUUUAAUCUACAAUACUUAUGAAGCUUAUAAUAGGGAGAGUCAACUUGUUGGUUUGAUGGCUUUUGCUACUAAAGAUUAGUUUUGGUAUUCGGUGGGAGUUGUAUCAAACACGUUAUGGCUGAUGAACUUGAUAGGAUAA
Molecule: messenger RNA, 1602 nt
Organism: Capsella rubella
Lineage: Eukaryota; Viridiplantae; Streptophyta; Magnoliopsida; Brassicales; Brassicaceae
Product: putative F-box/LRR-repeat protein At3g58880
Exons: 4
Coding region: 85-1404 (439 amino acids)
Molecular function (GO): protein binding
Source: RefSeq, a predicted model, not a curated record